Molecule: messenger RNA, 1596 nt
Organism: Rhopilema esculentum
Lineage: Eukaryota; Metazoa; Cnidaria; Scyphozoa; Rhizostomeae; Rhizostomatidae
Product: obg-like ATPase 1
Cellular component (GO): cytoplasm
Molecular function (GO): GTP binding; ATP hydrolysis activity; ATP binding
Source: RefSeq, a predicted model, not a curated record
UGUGACGAAAUGUUCCAAUGGGAGGUGGUAACAUGCUGGUUGAAGUCGAGGCUAUUAGGAACCACGUUGGUUGUACGCAUGCGCUGUUGCUAAAUGUAUGGGAGAGGCCUAGCGCCAAGAAGAUCAGCUUUAAACCUCCAAAUUAUCUUGAACUUGCAGCGUGGUUACAAGAAAAUGCCCCCAAAGAAGAAGGAGGAAGUGAAGGUAACACCACUUCUUGGUAGAUUUGGCACUUCACUGAAAUGUGGUAUUGUCGGCGUGCCAAAUGUUGGGAAGUCCACAUUUUUCAACGUUUUAACCAAAAGUCAAGCAGCAGCCGAAAACUUUCCAUUUUGUACAAUAAAUCCCAACGAGAGUCGAGUUCCUGUUCCGGAUGAAAGGUAUGACUUUCUUUGUGAGCAUCACAAACCAGUCAGCAAGGUUCCUGCGUUUUUGAACAUUGUGGACAUUGCUGGUUUGGUGCGUGGUGCCUCACAAGGAGAAGGACUUGGCAAUGCUUUCCUUUCGCAUAUUAAAGCAUGUGAUGCAAUAUUUCAUAUGCAGAGAGCUUUUGAAGCAGAAGACGUCACACAUGUUGAUGGCGAAGUGAAUCCUAUCAGAGAUUUAGAAACAAUUAGAGAUGAAUUAAGACUGAAGGAUGAAGAGUACCUUGCAGCAAGAAUAAAUGAACUUGAGAAGAAAGUUGUAAGAGGAGGUGACAAGAAAGGACUGCAAGAAUUCGAAUUUCUAAAAACACUUCAUACAUCUCUAGCAGAGGAGAAGAAGCAUAUUCGCUUCUCCACACAUUGGAGUGCUACAGAUAUAGAAUAUUUGAACAAACAUCUUCUGUUAACAGCCAAACCAGUGAUCUAUUUAGUCAACCUCUCAGAAAAAGAUUACAUCAGGAAGAAAAACAAGUGGCUGCCAAAAAUAAAGGAAUGGAUUGAUAAAAAUGACCCAGGUGCAAUUGUUAUUCCAUUUAGUGGGGCUUUUGAGCUGAAACUUAUUGAAAUGGAUGAAGAAGAAGGCAAGAAGUUCCAAGAAGAAAGUAAGGCACAGUCAGCUCUUCCAAAGAUAAUCAAGACAGGGUUCCAGUUGUUGCAGCUGGAAUAUUUUUUCACUGCAGGAAAAGAUGAGGUUAAAGCUUGGACCAUUCUCAAAGGGACAAAAGCCCCACAGGCAGCUGGCAAGAUCCACACAGACUUUGAAAAGGGGUUCAUUAUGGCAGAAGUGAUGAAGUUUGAUGAAUUCAAAGAGCUUGGUUCUGAAGGUGCAGUAAAGCAGAAAGGAAAAUACAUGCAACAAGGCAAAAACUAUGUUGUUCAAGAUGGUGAUAUAAUUUUCUUCAAAUUCAAUGCUGGUGCUGGAUUGUCAGGUAAAAAGAAGUAGAUGGUUCAACAAAAACAGAAGUGGAUCACAGUAUCAAAAGUUUUAGCCUACAGAAAUUCAUUGAUAAUGUGAUUACAACUCUUUUCAAUCCCAUACUAGCAAAGCCAAAAGAUGAUGGAUUGUUGACAAAAGAAUUUAAAGUAGAAAAUCCAAUAAUAAGUUUUUACCAGAUUAUGACUAUUCUAGCGAUAUUUGUCUCACUCUUGAAAAAUGUUUCAUAGUACACAA